AUCUGCUUUGAGCAGAGAUGAGGGUCCAGCCCCUUUCCUCUCGCAGGCUGUCUAGAUCUCUGACCUGCAGGUGAGCGGCUGCAUUGGCUACUCCCACUUGCAGGGCCUUAGGAGGAGGCUGCGUGCCUGCAGUGGAAGCAGGUUCACAGCUCCUCCUCAGAGAUCCCCAAGAGCUCCUCAGGCUGCUGAUUUCUCACAGCAGCCUGGCCAUCUGCUCCAGCAGCUCCUUGAGCAGGGUGCACCUGCAACCAGGUUCUUUUAACUGAACAAGCUCACAGGUAUGGUGAGAUAUUUCCUUUACUGCAAUCUAAAUGGAAAUCACAGUGAGUUGGAUGGCCUACUGCUGUUCUUCUCCCGUGCCAGAGAAGGCCAUAUCUCCCAGCACCACCAAAGGUCGUCCAUGCAGCCCAGCGCUGUGGGAGGCGGUUCCGCCCAACACCGUGACGUCUCUACCACCCAACACAGCUUCAAGCCACUGCGCGCCACCCUCCAUUACGUGCUGGGGGCACAGGGUCGCUCUGCCCCAUAGCGCAGAAGGCCGCAGCCCCACCCUCCACUAUGAGCUGGGCCAGAAGGCCGCACCGUCCAAUAGCAGUGAAGGCCACUGCCCCACCCGCCAUUAUGACCUGGGCCAGCACACAGUAUAAAAGGCCGCUGGCGCACCCUGCCACGGCAUUCACUGUCGGCACACCCUCGCGACAGGGACGAGAGGCAGUGGGCGCUACGGGGUCAGGGGCAGCUGUCCCUGCAGACCCCAGGAAGGAGAGCGACUUUCGGUGGCCUUUGGCCACAGCUUUUGGAGGCCGAGGGUCUCUUCAGAUCCGCGUGGCCAUGCUGCGGGAGGCAGCAAAGCGGGAGCAGCAGCUCCUGGCCAACCAACUGCGCUGUGCCUGGGAGAAGCAGCAGGCCCAGGAGGAGCAGCGGCUGAAGGAGCGGGAGCAGUGGCAGCGGGCGACGGAGACGCGGCAGCUGCUGCGCUGGAAGGAGGCCGAGCUGCACGCCACCAAGGAGCUGCUGCAGCGGGAGUGCGAUGCCGCCCUGCGCCAGGCUCGGGAGCUGCAGCAGCUGCUGGCCCAGGAGCUGAGGAGCCCCCACAGGAGCAUCUGGGAGGCCCGCGCCAAGCUGCAGGACGUCCUCAGCAAGCUGCGCUGGGAGACGGAUGGUGAGCAGCCCGCCUGCAUCCGCCACCUCCAGCAUCAGCUGGAGCUGGAGAGGAGGCUGUUCAACCAAUACAUCGUGGGGAGCUGGGAGGGCGAGCCCAAGCUCGUGGACAGCCAUGCUGCAAAGGACGCUCACGUCCAGGUGCCAGAGACGGCCAAGGAAGACCUGGGGCUCCCAGGCAGACGGCCCUCUACCAACCGGGGCCCGGGGCAGCUCCUGGCCGACCGCCUGCGCUCCAAGUGGGAGCGGGAGCGGGCGUCAAAGCUGCAGCGCCUGCGCGAGCAGAGCCAGAGGCAGCGGGAGACAGAGAUCCGCCAACUGCUGCGGGCGAAGGAGGCCCAGCUCCGCCAGAUGCAGGAGCGGCUGCAGAAGCAGCGCAAUGACACCGUGCGCCAGGCAUGGCAUCUGCAGCGGCAGCUGGUGGAGGAGCUGCUGAGGGGCGACAGCAGCAGCGGGGAGCGCAGAGUGCAGCAGGAAGUCCAGCGGCAGCUCUGCUGGAAGCCCCGUGGAGAGCAGGCCGCCCACGUGCUGCGCCUCCAGCGGGAACUGCAGGAGCAAAGGAGAGGCUUCCUGCAGUACAUCCUGCAGCACGGUGAGGGCCAGCCGCCCGUCUCCUGCAACGGGGCCAGGGCCUGCCAUCGGGCUGUAGCAGAGGUGGGCGUUCAGGCUGCAGAGCAACAAGAGGCCUGCCCACCUGAGCGCACGGAGCUGCAGGAGCAGGACGCUCUUCUGCUGAGGGAGCUGAAGGACCUGCAGAGACAGUGCAGCCUCCUUCAAGAGGAGAUCUGCCUGCUGAGGAGCAGAAGCUCUCAGCAGAUGAGGCAGGAGGUGGAGCGGUGCGAGGACAAGAGGCGUACGCUCAGCCUCCUCAGCAAGCAGCUGCAGGAAGGAGUCCGGCAGCUCAAGGAGGCCUCUUCCACAUCCAGCGAGGCCUCAGAAAAGGCAGAGCAAGUCAACCAGCUACAGGGACGGCAUUUGGAAAAGGAGAAUUGGAGAAAGCUGGAGCCGCACGGAAACCCAGAGCAGGAAUGCUCCAACCCACAGGAGAGGUUGGAGGAGUCGGAAGUGCGGCUGAUGGCAGUCUGCAGCCUGCAUUCUCGCAGACCGCCAUCAUCACCACCACUAAUUCGAAGAUUCUUAGCUCGUCACAGCUACAAUCCUUUUGAGGGCCCUAAUGAGGACCCAGAAAACGAGCUUCCGCUGACUGCGGGACAAUACGUUUACAUCUCUGGAGACGUGGAUGAGGAUGGCUGGUUGCUGGGAGAGCUGACGGACGGCACAAGAGGACUGGUGCCUUCCAGUCUGGUGGAAGAAGUUUCAGACGAUGACCAGGACACAACCGUGCCUCCAGAGCUUCGUGAUCUCCUGCUGGAUCCCGAUGAUGAAGAGAGACCGGGCAGCAGGAGCGGUGGCAGAAGGUGAUGGUCACCACCCAGAAAUCUGUGUCCGUCUGUUGGCUGAUCCUGGGGGACGCAGAGAUUCCUCUCCAUCAGACAGCAACAUCCCAUCAAAAUUCCACCUUUGUGGAUGAAGACUACCUCCUGCUCCACUUCACAUUCAAGUGGAGCGUGGUCCAUCAGCAGCAAGACCUUGAACAUUCAUCAGCUGUAUGACUGAGAAUUCGUUACAUUGGACUGGACUAAGACAACAAAACACAACAACACGACAACAACAACACCAACACCAAAAAUAUUAUUAAAAAAAAAAUACAAAAUAACCAAACCCAAAAAAAAGCGUGUACAGUCCUCUUGUUUUCUGGCAAUCCGCUUUCCUGGUUCUCCAGGGAAGGUUUUGGAGGGAACAAGUGAUAGCUCUGAACUGCCUGCCUUCCAAGUAAGGACGAGUCGUGCUCAGGACCCCCACGGUCCUGGGGGACGUUCCAAGAGGCAGCAGGCAGAGAGAAGAAAAGCUCAGGACAGCUACAAGGAAGAAUCUUUGCGAUGAGCUGCUCUUCUCUUGUGCUAUCCUUUGUAAGGCAGAGGGGCAGCCACACAGCCCUGCAUUCUAGUAAUUACUGAAAAAAACCCCACACUAAAUACAGUCACAGGAGCAAGAAAUUUACAUAUGUGGUCCUUGUCAAUAGGAUAAAUCGUUUCUCUAAAGCAGUUUUAAAUUUACCAAUAAAAAUAAAUUAUACCAUGUGGUAACUAAAGACCGAAUUGCUUACCCAUUUCUGAGAUACCUGUUUUAGAAAACACUCGAAACAGACAUAUUUCCAGAUUGAGACUUCUCCUUCGUGGCAGCUGGCCUUUAAAUAUGGUGAAGGAGGGGUGGAACAAGGCUCCAAGGAGUUGUCGCACAGGUGAAUUGUUUGUAGUUGUGCUUCAUAGCACAGCAUGUUUUGAUGAAGAUUAAAGCCUGGGAAAUAAGAAAGAGUACUUUUAUACCUCUUUCUUUUUUCUGUUAGUUGACUGCAGUUCCAACCAGCUGGACCUUGCAAAGGACACCUGGAAGCACAUAGAGGCAGGAAGCUCAGCACCCUGCAACCUCCAUGUGACAGACAGUAGCCAAGGAGGCCUUUGGGCUCUGCAGGGUCAUUGUUUGGAGCAUUACAUGCAGGAACAGCUGAGAAUAAAGAUGAUGGCAGAGCUACAGAGCUAACUAUCAUGAAGAGGCACAGUGGCUCAGCUGAUUUCCCACCAUAACACAGGAAAUAAGAGCCACGAGGAAAAUGUGGGCACAAUUUCCUUUUUUGUUCUGUCCCAUGUCUUCUUCCCACGUCAGAGGGGAGGAAUGGCUGCGCUUCCCCUGAGACGUUCCUCUCACAGCUACGCACCCCUCAGGUUGUAACAUUCCCAGCUGCAGGAUGAGAAAACCAGUUGCAAAAGUGUGUGUGCACAGGAGUGUGCAAAGGAGUGGGGUUGCAAAAGUGUGUGAGUGCAUGUUGGAGUGUGUGCAAGGACAGGGUGGUACAUGUGUGUGCAUGUGCAGGUGGGGAAUGUAAGGAUGGGGUUGCGCGCAUUUGUGUGAGCACAGAGGUGUGCAAAACGGUGGGCGAUUGGUAUUUGCAAGAAGUAAGCGUGACAGUACUAAAGUUGUAAGGAAGCCUCCCACAUCAUCAGCAAACACAAGCUUUCUGAAACAUAUAUUUUUUUUAAUAUUGAGUUUUUUUCCCUCACUUCAUGUAAAAAGCCAACUUUAGUUUCAAAAUGUUGUAGAUUAAAGGUACAUAGAUAAAACACAAGAAUGCUCUAUGCCACUCUGGCUGCAGUGAACUCAAAUUUACUGGAACCAGGCUGGGCCUGGCAAGACAUCUCCCCAUCCUCUACCCUUGUCUUUCGGAUUCUAGUAACUUUCUGUGACCUGUGCAAGAAGUUUCGUGGCAUUUCAGUCUAGAUCUUUAUAUAUACUGAUCAAUGUCAGCUUUUAGUAAUAAUAUGAAAAGCAAUUGGAGCUGAUGGUUGUGUAAUAGCUGGAGUGAUAUAAUGCCUGUCAAGUAGAAAUCAGACCAAAUGAAGCAGACCUGUUGCUGUUCCCUGGUUUGGUGUCUUGAGCAGUGCUGGCGGCUACACAAUCUGAUCCUACUGGUUAAGGCAAUUGCAUGAAAAACACCUUGAAAAAUGCUGUAUUUUGUUUGUGAGAGGAAAAAAAAAUAAAAGGAUGCUUCUAGGAUAAAGCAUGACAUCUCAUUGCCUGAGGAUAGGGAGGCCCUUCAGAGGGAUCUAGAUAAG
This is a messenger RNA of Gallus gallus (chicken), 4832 nucleotides long. Its product is annotated as peripheral-type benzodiazepine receptor-associated protein 1-like. The record is from RefSeq and is a predicted model, not a curated record. The transcript is spliced from 2 exons. Gene Ontology annotation, molecular function: protein binding. Gene Ontology annotation, biological process: neuromuscular synaptic transmission. Bases 559 to 2583 code for a protein of 674 amino acids. NCBI's taxonomy places the organism in Eukaryota, Metazoa, Chordata, Aves, Galliformes, Phasianidae.